AUGGCGGCGGCGGCACGGGAGGUGGCCGUUUUUGGACCCAAGGACCUCGACCUGGACGACGCCUCUUUGCACUCGUUGGAGCCUUGUGCGCAGUUGGCUUCAGUGAUAGCGUUGAGUAGCGUAGCGGUUGGGAUAACGGGGCCCUCCGACAAAUCCGACAUCCCAGAUGCGGCGAUGCAGGCGCCGCCGGAGCAACCCUCAACACCAACAAAUCAACGGAACGGAUCGAAACACAACGGCGGAAGUCAAAAAGUCGCGAGAGGCGAAAGCGUCGGAGGGACGAGCGUGCAUAUCCGUUCAGCGUUGAUCAUCGGCCACGCCUACCCCUUCUCCGAGCACACAUCAAGGCUGCCCGACCCAUUGGGACGCCUCAUACACGGACUCCAAUGGUACCAAGGAGCUAGGCGUGCUCUCGUAUGGUCACUGCAUAAAAGCAACGUCUCGACGAUGCUCUUCACGCACGCAUCCUUCCCCAAAGCCAUGUCUACCAUCCCAGCUGCCACCCAGUCAGACCAAGACAUCGACGCAACCUUCGAAUCGCAAAUCACUACGGACGGAAAGUUCGUCCUCAAUGAAUUGAAAGUGGAUGUGCAUUCGGUGAUAGGCUACAUGUGCCCAGCGCCCACCACGGACGCCGACUCAGACGAUACUCGUAUUGAUCGCAGGUGUCUCUUCGGUUUCGACUGGGAUCUCCAUACAAGAGACAGCGUAGCCACCGAGGCGAAACAACCUGACUUAACACCGGCCACUGCGUUCAAAUACGGCCCUCUCUACGACUCCAUGACAUCUCACAUGCUCCGGUACGGAGAUGAAUACCUAGGGACGACGCAGGUCUUACUGAUCAGGGUGGUCGAUAUGAUCGGUCAAUCUGACAUGCUCAUGGUCAAGAUAUAUGGCGAAGAGGAACAAAACAUCCGUGCUGACUGGUGCACGGACUGCAACUUUGAAGACGCUCUGGUCUACAUGCGGUGGUGCAGGGACUGCAAGCGUUGGGAAAGAGCGCCGAGCCGGCGCACGGCGCUCAGGCGCGCACGUAGGCACACCAUUUGA
This is a messenger RNA of Rhodofomes roseus, 1050 nucleotides long. RefSeq lists its product as uncharacterized. The record is from RefSeq and is a predicted model, not a curated record. The coding region runs from base 1 to 1050 and encodes 349 amino acids. The transcript has 6 exons. Lineage: Eukaryota; Fungi; Basidiomycota; Agaricomycetes; Polyporales; Fomitopsidaceae.